Ilyonectria robusta is the source of this 983-nucleotide messenger RNA. RefSeq names its product glycosyl hydrolase family 61-domain-containing protein. Lineage: Eukaryota; Fungi; Ascomycota; Sordariomycetes; Hypocreales; Nectriaceae. The coding region runs from base 1 to 909 and encodes 302 amino acids. The transcript is spliced from 2 exons. The record is from RefSeq and is a predicted model, not a curated record.
AUGAAGACCUCUCACGUCAUCCCCGCCGUUUUCGGCCUCAUCUCCUCUGUCCACGCCCACUACACGUUCGAUCAGCUCGUCGUCAACGAUGCCAUGGAGGGCUCCGCCAACACCUACAUCAGGAAGCAUCAGAACAGCUACAUGCCCACCAAGUUCAUCAACCCUCCCGAGGGCUCCAUCACCCCUCUCGAUGCGGACUUCACCUGCAACAAGGGAGCUGUUGCUGCCUCCAGCGUCUACACUGUCAAGGCCGGUGACAAGAUUGGCCUGAAGCAGGCCUACGGAGGUACUGGCAUGCUUCACCCUGGCCCAUCUCAAGUCUACAUCAGCGCCGCUGAUGAUGCCACUACCUACGACGGCACUGGAGACUGGUACAAGAUCCACCAGUCCCUCCUCUGCACCGCCGGAAAUGCCGAGUCGCUUCGCUCUUCCGCCUGGUGCAGUUAUGGCGAGGACCGAGUCUGGUUCACCGUGCCCUCCACCAUCCCCAACGGACAGUACCUCGUCCGUGGUGAACACAUCGGACUUCACGGUGCCCAUGUUGGCGAGGCCGAGUUCUUCUACGCCUGCGCUCAGAUUGAGGUUACCGGAAACAGCGCCACCAGCAUCCCCGGUUCUGCUGUCGCGAUUCCUGGUGUGUACCAGUCCACUGAUGCGGCUGUCAACUUCAGUGUCUGGGGAACAUCCACUUCCUACGACGUUAUUCCCGGCCCCGAUGUUAUCCCUGGCGGCACCAUUCGCGGCAGCGCGGAUGGAUCCUCUGGUGAUGUCUCUGAGACUGUCUCGGGCGGCUCCAGCUCCAGCUCGGAUGAUUCAUCCAGCGCCAUCUCUAUUACUGCUUCAGCUGCCCCUGCCUGUGGAAGCUUCCAGUCCCGACGGGCCAAGGCUCGCAAGGUUCGCAAGGCUUAAGGUCUUAUAGAUUGAUGGCAAAUGGCGGGUCAUUCUAUGAAUCAAGGGAACCUUGAUUUGCAUGUCAAGUUGGC